Penicillium canescens is the source of this 1437-nucleotide messenger RNA. RefSeq names its product DnaJ domain protein. Gene Ontology annotation, cellular component: cytosol. Lineage: Eukaryota; Fungi; Ascomycota; Eurotiomycetes; Eurotiales; Aspergillaceae. Gene Ontology annotation, biological process: protein import into peroxisome matrix. Bases 1 to 1437 code for a protein of 478 amino acids. The record is from RefSeq and is a predicted model, not a curated record. The transcript is spliced from 5 exons.
AUGGUCGCGGAUACGAGCUACUACGAUGCCCUCGGCGUGCCGCCCACGGCCACCGAACUCGAAAUCAAGAAGGCCUACCGCAAGCUAGCCAUCGUCACUCACCCUGACAAGAACCCUAACGAUGAAACCGCACACGAACGCUUCCAGGCCAUUGGCGAAGCCUACCAAGUUCUGAGCAACGAAGAUCUACGAAAGCGAUAUGACAAGUUCGGCAAGGAAGAGUCUGUACCUGGUGGUGGUUUCGAGGAUCCAUCUGAGUUCUUCAGCAUGAUCUUUGGUGGUGAGGCUUUCGUUGAUCUUAUCGGCGAGAUCUCUCUCAUGAAGGACCUAACUGCAACCAUGGACAUCACCAUGCAGGAGAUGGAGGAGGAAGAAUUGGCCCAAUCGGCGGAGGAGAAGCUGCACAUCCACGACGAGGAGCUGAAGGCUGCAGGUGGCGAUCCAGCUAUGGCUUCCGAAACCCACACUUCCGCAACUGGAGCUGCAGCUGCAUCCGCUGGUCCCGCCGAGAAACGAACUUCCGAGCAGAGCUCUGGCACCAGCACCCCACGACGGAACUUCGGCCAGCAGGCACUGAUGGAGAAGUCCGAGGAAGAGGCGCGCAUGGAGGCAGCUGGUCUGUCCCAAGAGGAGAAAGAGCUGCGCAAGAAGGAAAAGAAGAAGGGCCUGUCCCGGGAGCAGCAGGAGCGUCUGACCGCUUUCGAGGAAGAGCGGAAAAAGGCUCGUGAGGAGCGUGUCAACACUCUGGCCAACAAGCUCAUUGACCGACUGAGCGUGUGGACCGAGACGGACAAGGGUAAGGAUGUAUCUCAUGCCUUUGAAGAGAAGAUCCGCCUAGAAGUCGAGAACCUGAAGAUGGAAUCAUUCGGUCUGGAGAUCCUCCACGCCGUUGGUCAGACAUACGUUCAGAAGGGUACUUCCUUCCUCAAGUCACAGAAAUUCCUUGGUAUUUCUGGUUUCUUCUCUCGGCUGAAAGACAAGGGCACUCUUGCCAAAGAGACUUGGACUACUAUUUCCACGGCCAUUGAUGCGAAGAUGACCAUGGAAGAGAUGGCCAAGAUGGAAGAACGAGGCGGUGAAGACUGGACCGAUGAGAAGAAGGCCGAGUACGAGAAGAAGGUUACUGGCAAGAUUCUUGCGGCUGCUUGGCGUGGCAGCAAGUUUGAGAUCCAGAGUGUCUUGCGUGAUGUUUGUGACCAAAUUCUGGACACCAAGCGAACUCGACUGGAGAAGUGCGUUGAGCGUGCGCAUGCGCUGGUGAUUGCCGGAAACAUAUAUGCCAAGGCCGCACGCGAUCCCGAGGAGGAGGGCGAUUAUAUGGCCUUUGAAGAACUGAUGGCCGAGGCCAUGAGCAAGAAGGGCAAGAAUGAGAAAAAGAAGAAGUCUAAGCACGGCCACGAGGAGGGACACGAGACCAUGGAGGAGGCUACCGCCUAA